AGUAGCCAGAGACUAUGGACGGACGCAUAUAAAUUCUAAGCUAGUUUUGCGCGCAUUUACGGAGAAAGUGUGAUGUAAUUUCAAAUUGUUUUUAACAAUAACGUAUAAAAAAAAACGGUGCAACAGUCAAUGUGGAGUUUAUAAGUGAUUUGUGGCGUUCAAAAUUAAGACCAUGCGAGAAAGUCUGCGGAGGCUGGCUUCCGACGACGGUACCAGUAUGGUCAUGAGGCGAUCGAACUCGGGCAGAGUUAGGGUCGAGCUGUUAAACGGGGAGCACAUUACUGUUGAUGUAGACCGUAAGGCCAACGGGGCAGAUCUCCUAGACAAAGUGUGUGACAAUCUGGAUAUAGUAGACAAAGAUUUUUUCGGACUCUUACACGCACAGCGGGGAGACCCCAGGGUGUGGGUGGACUUAAAACGGCGCCUGUCCAAGACCUUUAGGAACGAACCAUGGGACGUUCGCUUGGCUGUCAAGUUCUACCAUCCGGAGCCGUCGGAACUGCAAGAUGAUGUCACGCGGUAUCAGCUCAGUCUGGCCGUGAGGAGGGAUCUCAUUGAGGGUCGACUCACAUGUUCCCAAAUCACGUACGCCCUGCUGGCGUCGUACGUGCUGCAGGCGGAGCUGGGCGACCGGGCGGGGCCCGUGAGCGCGAGCGCGCUGAGCGCGUGCCGCGCCGCGCCGCUGUGCGCGCUCGGCGACACCCAGCGGGACAACAUAGAGCAACUGUACGCGAAGCACAAAGGGCAAACACCAGCGGAGGCGGAGCUGAACUACCUGGAGAACGCGAAAAGGCUGCCGCUGUACGGCGCCGAGCUGCACGGCGCGCAGGACUCCGAGCAUGUCGACAUACAGAUAGCCGUUAGUGCAUCUGGAAUCGCCGUGCUGCGGGACGGUGUGAUAAUGAACAAAUUCCCGUGGCCCAAGAUCCUCAAGAUAAGCUACAACAAGCGCAUAUACACGCUGCGGCUGCGUUCCAGUGAGUUCGACGAGUUCGAGACGCAAGUGAGUUUCCACCUGCCGUCCAGCCGGGCCAGCAAGGCUCUGUGGCGGUGCAGUGUGGAGCACCACAUGUUCUUUAGACGCGAGCGGGCGACGGCGGUGGCCCGCGUGGCGCGGCUGCCGCGGCUGGGCUCGCGGCGGCUGGCGUGCCGCGCCACGCUGCGCCAGCUGCGCGCGCGCCGCGCCUGACGCCGCCCGCUGCUCUAGCGCUUCUCUAAAGCGGGAAUAUAGGAGAAACUGUGUUUAUUUAGAAAUUAAAAACUUUUUAACGGAUUUUAAACGUGAUUUAUUCAAAAAACUAACUAUAUUUUUCGUUGAAAAACUGUAUUUGAAAAUAAAUUUAAACAAAUAUUAACCUUUGAUUUUUCCCUUUUCUCUGAAAUUAUUAGACUGGUUCGAAAAAUAAUUAUAUCAUUUAUAUAGUAUAUAUAUAUAUUUAAACAAGUUUUUACAGUUUAACUGUAUUAUCUAUAAAUAUAACAAAUCGUCUUUGAACAAUGUCAAAGCUAUUUUUGGAAUCUUAUCAAACAGAGAUUAUGCCAUCCAAAAACCUUUGUUAUGACACAUCCAUAGUGGAGGCCUUUACCAAGUGACGCUGCGACAGCGAGCGACAUCCUGUCCGUAUCUCUCGUGAGCAAUAUUAAGCGUCAAUUCGUUAGCGGCACGACAACUUCUGUCGUAGCGUGGUUCGUGGUACGGGUCUAUAAAAAUUGAGAGAAAUAAAUAACUGUGAUAGUUUGUUUGCAUUAUUUAUCUCGAUCUGUUAGCCUUUUCAUAACUACAUCUAUUACAUUGAAGAUUUAACACUAGAUUUAUCAUAGAAAUUUAGUCCUAGCUUCGACUGACUUGAAUGUCCUAUUGUAGCUUUUUCACGUAAAAACGGCUGAUCAGAUAUUGAUGAAAUUGGACACUCGGUGUACGAUAAUUCUUUAUAUUUAUUUAAUACUAUAAAUUCGUAGCAAACUCGACUAAGACUCAAUUUAGAAUGACCAUUACAAAUCAAUUUCGAGUCAAAUGUCAUUUGAAAAAUAAGUAAUAAUGAUUUAUAUUAGUAUAUCUGUAUCAAGGUUGUUUCUUAAACACAGAUUAUAAAUUUAAUAGCUGAGACGUCACGAAAUGGCGCCGAUUCAAUCCUAUUCUUAGAAACACAUAGUUUGAAUUUUCAUCUUGCGACACGUAUUAAAUUGAUAAUAAUAAUAAUACAAAUGAUUUAUUGCAACCAAACAACAUACACAAUAAUAAAAACAAUUACAAAAAAAAAAAAAAAAA
Messenger RNA from Zerene cesonia (dogface butterfly), 2269 nucleotides. Its product is annotated as band 4.1-like protein 3. The coding region runs from base 173 to 1189 and encodes 338 amino acids. The record is from RefSeq and is a predicted model, not a curated record. Gene Ontology annotation, cellular component: cytoskeleton; plasma membrane. Gene Ontology annotation, molecular function: cytoskeletal protein binding. NCBI's taxonomy places the organism in Eukaryota, Metazoa, Arthropoda, Insecta, Lepidoptera, Pieridae. The transcript is spliced from 8 exons.